AUGCAUACGCUAAAAACCACGGCCUCUUCAUCGCUGGCCCUUGCGGAGGGUAGUUACAUCUAUUCUAUUGCGGCGUCAUCCCCAGGUUCAUUCGCUGCUAUCUCUUCCGAUGACUCUCUCCGUAUGUUCGAUGCUGCUGGUCUCAAUCAUGUAUCUGUAGUGGCUGCGAACACUCACGAGGGUGUUACAUCAUUGAAAUCGUAUGAUGUUGGCCAGCAGUUGCUCGCUACGGGUGGCAGGGAUGGAAAAGUGAAGCUCUGGGAUUUACGAAAGGGCAAAAAUGCAGCAGUGGUGGUAGCAAUGGAAACAUGGAUGUCAGAUCACCCGGGCAGUGCCAACUUCAUCAACAUUUACAACACUACCAUCACAGAUGAAGAUGAUGCACUGGUGCAAGUCAUCAAUCACGGCUCCGUGCACCAUGCUGGUUUCCUAACGGAGAGGACAAUCUACGCGCUGAGCCACGACGAGGUCUUCUCAAUUCAUCCAGCAACGGAUCCAGACGAGCAGACACAGGAACCCGAUCCUGUGCAGUUCGGGGACCUGAGACAACCACUGGGCUGUGAAUAUAUCGCCCAGCUAUGCAUUGGCAGUCAGGGUCCCUACGUUGCCGCCGGCAGUACCAGCGAUCGCCGCUUGGACUUGGUUCCACUUGUCUCGAAUCCAUCUUGGCACUUCGACCAGGAGAAUCUAUGGCGUCUUCCAGGUGGCCAUGGCGAGGAGAUUGUACGAUCAGUGUACUUGGAUGAGCAGUCCCAAUCGGUAUUUACUUGCGGCGAGGAUGGCUUCGUUCGCGCCUGGAAGCCAGACGAUGAUAAAAUGGAGAUGGAGGAAUCAUCGACCAAGACACCACGGCCAAAGGCAAAGAAAGGUAGAGACAAAGGACGAUUUAAUCCGUACUAG
Messenger RNA from Aspergillus tanneri, 900 nucleotides. RefSeq names its product WD repeat protein (gene WDR89). Gene Ontology annotation, molecular function: protein binding. The coding region runs from base 1 to 900 and encodes 299 amino acids. NCBI's taxonomy places the organism in Eukaryota, Fungi, Ascomycota, Eurotiomycetes, Eurotiales, Aspergillaceae. The transcript has 5 exons. The record is from RefSeq and is a predicted model, not a curated record.